This is a messenger RNA of Dichotomopilus funicola, 3354 nucleotides long. RefSeq lists its product as uncharacterized. The coding region runs from base 1 to 3354 and encodes 1117 amino acids. The record is from RefSeq and is a predicted model, not a curated record. The transcript is spliced from 3 exons. Lineage: Eukaryota; Fungi; Ascomycota; Sordariomycetes; Sordariales; Chaetomiaceae.
AUGGACAUCCUCUUUUCCCCUUACGGCGUUGGGGCUAUGCCCAAGACGGCUAUAGCUGAAAUAGAACGGAGAACAGAGGACCUGCUUAAGGACAGCAGCUUUCAGCGUAUGAUUGAGCUCGAACAAAAAUAUAAGCAAACGGACCGCCUACGAAGCCCGUUAGCUAUUCUUCCUUCAUCAGAACUUCCAGUCCAGUCUAGCAACGGUCCUCCGCCCAGACCCCAGCGCCCAGUCGAUUCGAUACCCCCGGAGCAGUUCCUGAUGGUGAAAGCAACACGACGGGCCGCUGUGCCCCCUUCCCUUUCUCUUGCCAUCCCCCCAGCCGCGAGCAACGAAAGGCGGAGCAGAGUCAACAACUGGGAACCAGAAGAGGACGACGACGAGGAUGAUGACGAUGGUCUUGGCACGCCCACAAACACUGAGCCCUUUCAAAAGCAAGUCAAAUUUGUAGCGCCCGAGGACAGCGAGGAUGAAGAUGCCAUGUCGGAACAGUCCUCGAUAUGCCAGUCUCCGAGCUGGGAGGGGUACGGUCAAAGAAGAAAGGACAAGAAGUUGGAGGCUGAGCGCCGCAAGAAAGAGAAGGAGCAAGCCGAAAGGGAGGCUAGGGCCGCAAAGAAACGGAACACCGUGAGGCUCAGCAAAGCCCCGCCCGCGCCCGCAGCAACAAUCCAAGAUGCCAGGGCUUUGACCCUCACGCCAGCGGAUCGGUCCAUGUCGGAUCCUCAACUUGUCAACCGGCGCAUGGUGCAAAGUGUUCAGUUCCAGCGACGGCCCGAGGACGGUGGAAGGACGACGUCUGCAGACAAUCUCCAGCACACGCGCUGGCAUCAGCCUGCGGUGGCGGAGGUGAUGACCGGGCCCAGCCCUGGUGUUUGGUACGGCGACGGCAGGCUGGACCCUUCGUCGAUCCCCCGCCACUUGCUAGGUGAAAAUGGGUUCUCUCCGCGACAGGAGUUGCGCAGGUCCAUGUCCGACGGACCGGUGCUCCCAAACCAACACCAACCUGUCCCAGGAACUCACUUCCGACCUGAGACACAAUCACCGUCCCCUUCCAGAGCAUCAAGGGUGCAGCGCACGCCUCGUGCUACCGCUGGGGUCCAUCAUCUUUCUCAACAAGAAGCUUCCAGCAACUCUCAGGAAUCGCCGUCCGGGCAAUCCAGCCGCAACGGAUAUGUCCUCCACCAAAGAGCGCUGGCCGCACAACGAGCGAUGGCCGGGUUAGCCGACGAGCAGAUAUUUGCUGCCAGCGCGAACCGCCAUUAUCCGCCUUCUUCGAGCUCCAGUUCCGGACAGAGCCAGAACGGGAGGCGCUCGUCCCUCACCCAAGAUGCGGUGUCCGCAGCCAUGAAACUAGUGGGAAUCAAGACGCCCACUGGCCGGGAGAGCAUCGACCAGGGUAAUCCCGAAUACCUGGCUUUUAAGGCAGUUCCGUAUUCUGCCAGCACGGAUGCCCCGGCACCAUCAAGAACUAUGCCUGCAUUCCCCAUGCCUGCGGUUGUGGCUCCUCGGCAGCACGAACAGCCCCUCGAACGUCCUUCCACCUCUCACAGCUCUAGCAGCUCUAACGGCCCGUCCACUGCCGGUCCGGAAUCUAGCAAGCACAGCAAGAAAAACAGGGGUUCCAAGGACUCUGUAAAGUCCGCUGGAAACGGAGCCAAUGGCGGCGAAACCUACGCCGAGAAUUCCAAGUCGUCGGUACCCCUUCCGCCGUACUUUAGGCUACGGGCUCUGAUGCAGUCUCGGGCUACGGCCAAAGCGGAGAGUAAGGCAUCUGCCGCUGCCGCUGCCGCUGCUGCGGCUGCGCGGGCCACUCCGGUUCCUCUUUCGGUAUGUCCCAAGCCUAACGAAAAUAACCCGCAAGAUGGUUCGAGGGUCUCCGAAGGAUCUUCCUCAUCGUCUGGUUUCGGCGAUGGCUCAUCACAUGUAUCGCCGUCCACAACGCCGUCCACUUCCCGGCCGCAAUCAGCAAAGGAUGUUCCGGUGACGGUGAAUGGGGCCAGCAAGGAAAGCCCCGUCAACCCACAACACCAAGACUUGGCCGCAAGCAGGUCGGAAACGCCACGGGCCGGUUACGAGGGGCAGAGCCGAAGCGCCGAGAUGGGAACGGAGGACAAGUGGAGCAGGACGGCCUUGCCACUCGAGCUCGAUUUUGAUACGGAUUCGUUCAUGGCAUCCGUCACCAACUUUGAGCAGCUCGAUGGCACGGAACAGGGCAAGGAAGAAACACUUCACCCCGAGCCCCUGAGGUCGGUUCAUCCUCCUACGUCUCAUCCCAGAUCAUCCGAGCCCGGCUUUUCGAUUCCCCCACGGUCCCGGAAGCGGAGCCAAAGCUCACACAACGGGCCGCCGGUUAUCAACUUCUCAUUGGGCGGGCAUCAGAGGCACAUAGCAACGGCGUCCGUGGAUCGCGGCAAUAUGGGGACCCCGAAAGACUCGCAAUGGAGUGCUCCGAAUGGCCAUCCGAGCCCUCCCAAGGACGAGUUCGAGGCAAACACCACGGACGGGCGAGAAACGCAAUCACAGCACAAGCAAGUCAAGCCGCGUGAGCCGGAUUUGCAGCCGGAAAGCAACUUCCUUGGGGAUGACUACCAGACACAGACUUCCCCUGUGAACUUCCAGCAGGACUGGACUCCGGGCACAACCCCCUCAACCGGAUCGGCUGCCCCCUCGGCCGGCCCCGGUUCUCCCGACGGUUUUGCUCCAGAGUUCCAGGCCCCCGGAAACCCAUACUUUGCCGACUUCUCGGAAUCGUUCCGGCCCAACGACACUCCCACUCCCGCUGCGCCCCCAUCGCCCAUUUCCCUUCCGAGCCCGCUUCACCAGAUCCCGAAGCCCCCGCCUCAGACCCGGGCGAACUCUGCCCCCAUGCCCUCGGCGGCGACUUCCGCCCCUUCGAGAUCCUCAACCCCUGCAGCUCGGGCAAACACAACAACUCCGGUCUCCAUCCUUAAGCAGCCCAGGUCAUCUUCCACCGCAGCAGCGCCCUCCUCAUCGGCCUCCUCCUCCGCGGCAUCGGAACGGCCACCCGUUCUCUCUGCGAUACCCAAACACAUGCAGAUUCAGGCUGGGCGGGGCCCGGCAGCUGCAACAAACCCGGUCGCGCCGGCGGGGGCGGGUAUGGCGCCCAUCGCUAAGAUGUUUGUCCAGUGCUGCAACUGCAAGUUCUACCACGAUAUGCCGUCGAAGCUGUACGAGUGCAUGGCCAAGCCGGACGCGGUGGUGGAGGACAAACUACUGGGGAUCUCCGGAGCGAUCACGACUAUGGUUAAGUGCCCGUGGUGCCACCAUAAUAUGAGCCGGGGCUGCUGUGCCGGCUACGCGGCGGUGGUGUAUCUGAAGGAGAAGUUGCACUAA